Molecule: messenger RNA, 2702 nt
Organism: Colius striatus (speckled mousebird)
Lineage: Eukaryota; Metazoa; Chordata; Aves; Coliiformes; Coliidae
Gene: RACGAP1
Product: Rac GTPase activating protein 1
Exons: 17
Coding region: 55-1950 (631 amino acids)
Biological process (GO): signal transduction
Source: RefSeq, a predicted model, not a curated record
GCCGGGCGGUUGGAGCCGGAGCCGCCGCUCGCGCCGCGCCGGGCGCUCAGGAAGAUGGAGACUGCAAUGCUGAGCUUACGGGGUCUGUACGAUCAACUCGUACGCCAGGCUGAAGUUCUGAGUGAAGGAAAUGAAUACCAGUUUAUUCAGUUAGCCAAGAGCUUUGAAGAGUAUCGGAGGAAGCUGCAGCAGACGGAGCACGAGCUUGGCAGGUACAAAGAUCUGCUCAUGAAAACUGAAGCUGAACGUAGCGCUCUGGACGUGAAGCUGAAACAUGCUCGUAAUCAAGUGGAUGUGGAGAUCAAACGGAGGCAGAAAGCUGAAACAGACUGUGAGAAGCUGGAGCGGCAGAUCCAGCUGAUCCGAGAGCUGCUCAUGUGCGAUGCCUCUGGGAGCAUUCAGCUGAGUGAAGAACAGAAGUCUGCCCUGGCCUUUCUGAACAGGCCACAGGUUUCUACAGGAGGUUCAGGGAACAAAAGGCUGUCUACAAUAGAUGAAUCUGGCUCAAUUCUGUCAGACAUCAGCUUUGAUAAGACUGAUGAUUCACUGGACUGGGAUUCUUCUAUGGUGAAAGCUGUCAGGCUGAAAAAGAGAGAGAAGCGGAGGUCUUCCAGGCAGUUCAUUGAAGGUCCACCAGGUCCUCAGAAGAAAAUCAGAUCAACUGGCUCUGCAGCAGAUCAGGGAAAUGAAUCCAUAGUAGCAAAGACAACUGUCAUGGUCCCCAAUGAUGGUGGCCCAAUUGAAGCCAUCUCUACUAUCCAGACUGUGCCCUACAACAUGAGAAGCAGGAGGAAGAGCGGUCCUUUGCAGCCUUGGAGCAGUGAGUCCAGCAUAGGCAGCAAGCAGCUGGAGUUCAAAGUGGAGGCUGAUGUCUGUGGCACCCCACAGAGCAACGGGGGAGUGAGGCUGCAUGAGUUUGUUUCAAAGACGGUUAUCAAGCCAGAGACCUGUGUUCCAUGUGGCAAGAGAGUAAAGUUUGGGAAGAUCUCCCUGAAGUGCAGAGACUGCCGUGUGGUCGCUCACCCGGAGUGUCGGGACCGCUGCCCCCUGCCCUGUGUCCCCACCUUGAUGGGAACUCCUGUCAGAAUUGGGGAGGGCACCCUGAUGGACUUUGUGUCUUCUACUCCUCCAAUGAUCCCUUCCAUCAUAGUGCACUGUGUCAACGAGAUCGAGCAGCGAGGGCUGCAUGAGACUGGCCUCUACCGAGUAUCUGGCUGUGACAAAACAGUGAAGGAACUGAAAGAGAAGUUUCUCAGAGCAAAGAACAUUCCUUUGCUCAGUAAAGUGGACGAUAUCCACGCUGUCUGCAGCCUCCUCAAGGACUUCCUGCGCAGCCUCAAGGAGCCUCUUCUCACCUUCCGCUUGAACAAGGCCUUUAUGGAAGCUGCAGAAAUCUCUGAUGAGGACAACAGUGUUGCUGCCACGUACCAGGCAGUUGGUGAACUUCCUCAGGCCAACAGGGACACCCUGGCUUUCCUCAUGCUCCACCUGCAGAGGGUGGCUCAGAGCCCAGACACUAAGAUGGACAUCACCAACCUGGCCAAAGUCUUUGGCCCCACAAUAGUCGCCCACGCCGUACCUGAUCCUGACCCCAUGACGCUCCUGCAGGACACCAAACGCCAGCCCAAGGUUGUAGAGCGACUGCUGCUGCUGCCAGCAGACUACUGGAGCCAGAUGAUGAUGGUGGAGCAAGAAAACAUGGACCCAGGGCAUGUGAUUGAGAACACCAAUGCCUUCUCCUCCCCACACACACCAGAUGUGAGAGUGAGCAUGCUUGGACCCCUCACUACUCCAGAGCACCAGCUCUCCAAGACUCCAUCAUCUAGCUCCUUGUCUCAGAGGGUCCGGUCCACCUUCAGCAAAACCACCCCCAAAUUUGGGAGCAAAAGCAAGUCAACCACCCAGCUUGGGCAUCAGGGCAACUUCUUUGCCUCUCCUAUGCUGAAGUGAAGUGGAUUUGGGAGGCUGUGUCGUCCUAGUGUUUGCACACCAAUCUGCACCAGCACCAUAACCACAGAUCCCCCCCUUGGCAUUUUAUGUAAUAACACUUUGGGUUUUUUUGUCCUUUUUAUCUUUCAGCUUCACUGAAACUUUUAAUGGGAUGAUUUUUUAUUGUGCAAUGUGUUUUUAUCCUCUAGUGCUUUAGUAUUGAUGAAGCAAUUGGCAGGAUUUGCUCAAAGGGGGGAAAAAAGCAAAGCCAGAGGAACUCACUGACACCUGUCCAUAGCAGCAUCCAGUCUUCUCCCUGUGAGAAGUGCAACAGUCAAAAGGUUCUAAGUUUAAUUGGAGUUUUCAAGCUCUGUGGGUGGUUCUUCACUCAGCUCACCUCAAACCCAGCCCUUCAACCAGCUCCUGGGCUUGUGCUGCAGCCACACAGCCUGAGGGUGGCACUGUGGGAUUUGCUGAGGCAAAAGAGGCUCCAACGAAAUGACAGAGGGACCGAGACUUUAUUUUCCCCUAAAGAAACAAAUCCUGAUACUGUGUUCCUGAGGGGAGAAAGGGUGUAGAGGAUUGUCUGCAGAUGCAGACCCAAAGGCCUCCUGGGUGCUCUAAGUGAAUGACUAGUGCUGCUCAUGCAGGUGAAGGGAAGGAGGGUAGCUGAGUAGCACCCUUGCUUUUGGGAGUCCCUGCUUUCCCCUCAACUUCAGGGCAUUGCUCAGUGCUCUGUGAAGGGCUUGUGGAACACACACAGAAGUUUAUCA